This is a messenger RNA of Micropterus dolomieu (smallmouth bass), 3595 nucleotides long. RefSeq names its product putative monooxygenase p33MONOX. The record is from RefSeq and is a predicted model, not a curated record. NCBI's taxonomy places the organism in Eukaryota, Metazoa, Chordata, Actinopteri, Centrarchiformes, Centrarchidae. Bases 277 to 1218 code for a protein of 313 amino acids. Gene Ontology annotation, cellular component: cytoplasm. The transcript is spliced from 9 exons.
UGAACCUUCUAUCCGGUUCUAUCGAGCAACCGUUUAUUUACCGGACGGACAAUAAUGGCUGUUGCCCAACAACCUCGUUGUUUUCUGCGCUGUCCAGUCGCCAUUGACGGGUCACCGAUGUUUCAGUCCUCGCUGUGAAGCCGCCAUUACCUCCGUGGGUUUUGUGUGUCCUAGACAGACCAAUGUAACUGUUGGCGCUGUCAGCCAAUCCACAUCGCAGCGAAACACCGGGAAGGUCCUUUGCUGGUUGAUCUUGUUUAUUGUCUUAUUAAAAUCAUGUCUGGCUCAGGAGACUUACCAGCCAUAGAGGGUUCAGGGAUGGGAAUGAAGCUUCCCAUCGGGAUGACCCGACGAGCCCUCAGCUACGACGAUAACCUGGAGGCCCCCAUGUCCACGCCUCCUCAUGACAUCAGCAUCAACAACCUAUGGAGACGACCCGUCAUACCGGAAAGAAAGUUCGCACAGCUGGCUGAGGAGGAUGAGAGUGGUGCAGUGAGUCAGUCCACAGGGCUGGGCUCCGCCUCCUCCAGGUCACCAGCUGUUGUGAAAACUAAGGCUUCCUCCGUCAUCAUGAGUUCUCUUAUCACCAAGCACACUCAUGAUAGUAUGUAUAAGUUUGAGCAGAGGGCGGGGCUUACUGACACCAGCUACACUCCCCACAAAGGCCUCACCGCUGAGGAGACGAGACACCACCACCGCAUUCCCGAUUCCCUCCAGAAACUGCAGAUCCAGAGCAUGGAGGCCCGAGAAGAGCGGCAGAACUCCUCCUCCUCCUGCCAGUCCACUCCAUCCAACACACCACACAGCUCCCCAAAACAACGCAGGACCUGGUUUGGCAGCACAGGUUCAGAGGCCAGCAUUAGCUCCGCCAACAGCAGUGUGGACAUCGGAGACACAGCAGCAGGUGGAGUAGGAGGUGCGGUCGAACGGUGGAGCAUGUUUGGGCCGCGGCCGCUUGUCCAAAAGUCGACAUCUGACCUGGGAUCAGAUUCUACGCAUGCAGAAGGCUUUGCGAUACAGGCAUACCGCGGUGCCCAGAAACCAACCCCCAUGGAGUUAAUGAAGUCGCAGGCCACGAGACUGGCCGACAACCCUGCCGCUCAGACGAUGGCCCCUCCCAGGAUGGAGAUUCCCACGGUGGAGGGUCGACGGCAUGGAGCUCGGCCACACAAGCUCAAACCCAGAGACAUGAACGUCCUGACGCCCUCUGGCUUCUAAGACCGAUCAUGACAUCUGUCAAACCUGCGUGUCACUCAGACACUAAAGGUCCCAUGAAAUAAAAACUUCUCUGUGUUGUUAUCAUGGAUUUCUGCACAGACUGUACAUUCUGGGUCUGCCUUUGUUCCUAAAGCAUAAAUCUGUUUUAUUACAACGUGGGUCUCAUUUUUGUAGUUUUGUACGUCAUUGCCCUUAGAGAUAAUAACACUGUACUCAACAAGGUUAUCACUGACUUCUGUGAUAGUGGCAAUACUGCUGAAAAAGUCAAACGGGAGAAGUUGUAAACUUACAAACUGUCAGUAUUUAGAAGAGAAAACAAAUCACUCAAGCUGUCAGUUGUAAACAUCCAUCACAGUUUGAAGACGUAAACUGUAUGAUUGUCUGACCGCUUGUUCUUUCCCCACCAGACUUUUAUUGUAUCAAUCUCAGUGUUUUUUCAGAUUUUAAAUUACUUAGAUAGCCAAAACCAAAAAAAUAAGACCCAAAUUGUAAUAAACUGGAAUUAUACUUUAAGAUAAUUAUUGCUAGCUGCAUGUGCAUCUGUUUGAAAGUUCCUCCUCAGUAACAGUCAGUUUUGGAGGAGACCAGCUAUUAUUAGCGUCUUGUUUUUUUUUUCCAUGUGAAAGACAUGGAAAACAAUGCAACCUCAGUAAUUUCAUGGGACCUUUAACAGCAGCUCCAACAUUCAGAUAACCACUGUACUGUCCACCAUCUUUGCCAUUGUAACACUUCUGGAUAAGAAAAAAAAAGUAGACCAUUUCUAUCUGCGUUGUUUUGAGGCAUUUACGGUGUUUUUUGGCUGUAAAAUCAAACUCGUGUAUCCUUCACUGUUUUAGCUUUUACAUCUAGCUGCUGAUGUUGGCUCAAGGAAACAAAUUCAGCAUGAAUAAAGCCCUUAAUCCAGAUAAGCUGGAGGGCAACUGGCUGAUCAUUAGAACUUAUCCAGUUGAGGGUGACGAUGAUGGUGAUCCUAUCCCUUGUAAAUGCACUUUAUAUCCCCACUCUUCCCAGAGAUUGACCGUGAGAAAAGUUAAAUCUGUUUCAAUGUUAAUAGUCUUGUUUGUCCCGUCUGUCUCUGAAAAUCUUUCAUGCGUCGUCUUUGAGGGGCAUUUCACUAAGCAGGGUGGGAAGAAUGGGACUAACCCAUUCCUUAAGUGUGGUUUAAUACAAAUCAAACAAAAAGAACAAAACAAAAGUCCGAAAGAAAUUGUAAAAAUGUCUCAGGAAAUUUAGGAAAUUUGUCAGGCUCCUGCUCACUGAAACGUUCCACUUAUUUGUUUGUAGCUUUUUUUGAAAUGUUUAAUGUAUAAAUUAAGAUUUUUUUUAUCUGCUACUGUAGCAACCGAUUUGUUCCUUUUGGGAAAUGAGUGUGUGAGUGUGAAAAUUAGAGCUACAUGUGAGCCUCUUCUCCCCCCUUCUAUGAGUUUUGGUGUGAAACUGUUGAAGAGACAGUUGGUGUGGAUGCUGGCCGCAUCCCGCAGAAACCUUGUGUCACUCCAGUAAAAGCGAAAGAUCUUGUCACGGACAACCUUUUUUUGCAUUUGGCAUUUAAAGAUGACGGUGCAAAAAAAAUGCUGUGUUCCCCUGACAAAUCACGUCGCCUUACAAUAGCUAUGUUAAAAGAAAUGAAGCGUCGUUGUUGUUAUUAUUAUAAUUAUUGCAAUUUUAUUAUUAAGUGUAAAUGCUCUGUUCACUGUUAAUAGGGAGUUUUAUGUUUCAUGGGGUGAGCAUUUCAAAUACAAGUUAUUUGCCACCUGUAAGUCAGCCAGUGUCCUUUUCACCCCAGAAUGAUCCUAAAGCUGGACACAGAAAAACACACACUCUUAAAUAUUAAACAAAUAUGACUGUUUCUGCUCCGUCAGAAUUUGUUUCAUAGUUUGUGAUCACAAGUGCUCUGUGUUGAACCUGUAAUGCUGUUCCCUUUAAGUCUCUCCCUGACUGAAAUAUCACAUCUGAACCUAUGUAUGGUAUUGUGACUCUAUAGUACUGACUGAAUUACAGUGCGUUUCUGUUUAUCUCUCUUUUUUUUUUCCAGUUUAUGGUUAACAGAUGUUUACCUUAAAUAAUAGGGUCUGUACAUUUUAUUUUUCUUUGCCAAAACAGUUAGGAAUUUGAGAAUAAAUGUUACAUUCUCAUCAGAAAAACAAGAGCGAGUGCUUCACUAUAUUUGAUAGUGUUUUCACUUCAAGUUUAACUGUUUAUUGCCAUACAAAUGUUCUCUGUGGAUCUGUAGUAAUUUAUUUUAGCCUCAAGAGGGCCUCAGUUCACCAUCCAGUAACCACAUCUUAUGUUUAUACAUUACAGCAGGCAGAAACAGAAAGAAACAGCAAAAUCUGGUUAAUCUCAUACAAAUAAACAAAACUGUUCCCACAAUGAA